AUGCUUGUCUUUGUAGCCCUUGACCAGCAGAUGCUGCACCAUGUUGCUGUUGGUAAAGCAUAUCAGUGUGAUGUGGUGUUGAGAUUGGCUGUGGCCCAUAUGCAACCUGCAUUAGUUGUUGAGGCCCAGGGGUCCACUGAAUGGCUGUUGAAGCAGCUGAUAGUAGGUGCAGCAAGUGUGGCAGGCUGGCCAUUGUGUGCAGCAGGCAAGGGCCCAUUGGCAUUUCCAACUCCAUGUGCCAAGUAUGUCGACUGCUUUGAAUGGGGCUUGGCGUUACUGCUGUUCAUGAAUGACACACGGCCAGUCUUAUGGAACGGUGGAAUCUUGCUAGGGUGGUUGGUCAGAGAAAGUGUUGAUUUGCUGCUAGUGUUUGCAUUUACUGCCAUUAUUCCUAGCACACUGCCUAGGCUACUAAGAGCGAAAAACGCCAAUUUGUCUCUGUCGUCCAGAUGGCCCCGCGGGCUUCCUGUCAAUGUGGGUGUCCUGAAUAAUAAUAUUGAGUGCGUGGCUAUGACCAGAUACCGUGAAUGUUGA
Molecule: messenger RNA, 534 nt
Organism: Kickxella alabastrina
Lineage: Eukaryota; Fungi; Kickxellomycota; Kickxellomycetes; Kickxellales; Kickxellaceae
Exons: 8
Coding region: 1-534 (177 amino acids)
Source: RefSeq, a predicted model, not a curated record